AUGUCGGACUUUCAAGCCCUCCUUUCGGUCCAGGGAAUGACAUGCGGUGCGUGUGUGGAUACGGUGCACAAGCAGGUGAGUGGUGUAAAAGGUGUGGAAGAUUGUGAUGUAUCUUUGUUGACGGAAGAAUGUCAUGUAAAGUUUGAUAGUAAGCUCACUAGCACGUCGGAAUUAGUGGAGACAAUUCAAGAUUGUGGUUUCGAUGCUACGUUGAUCGCAGAGGAGCCUUUAAAAUUGAUUGGAUCUGUUUCAGAGCAACAUUCUGGUACAAUUUUGGUCGGCGGAAUGACUUGUGGUGCUUGUGUUCAAACAGUGACAACACAAGUUCUGAAAAUUAGCGGUGUUCUUGAAUGUACAGUUUCUUUGGCAACGGAGGAAUGUAAUGUGAAGUUCGAUCCUAAUCUAACGUCAAUCGCUGCGAUUGCCGAAUGUAUCGAAGAUUGUGGAUUUGAUGCUAAAAUUAUUAGCGAGGAAAGAAGUACUGUUCCCACUAAAGAAAAACAGCUGUGCCUUAAGAUAUUUGGUUUGGAUCCAAAUGAUGGCGCUGUCGUCGUUGAAGCGAAACUAUCGCAGUUGAAGGGCUUGCUAUCCGUUGAUGUCUCAAUGAGUGAAGAAGAAGCUAAAAUUGUCUAUGAUGCAAGCGAGAUCGGUAUCCGUGAUAUUGUCGACUGCAUUCAGUCCUUGGGCUGUGAGACAGUGAUAUCAAAUGCCUUAGAUAACUCAACACAAUUAGCUCUACUCUCUAAAGUUAGAGAAAUACAUUUUUGGAGAGGGAACUGUAUCAGAGCUGCAGUAUCUGCAGUUUUAAUCAUGUCCUUAUAUAUGUGUGUGCCGUUUCUAUUUCCGCACAGGAUGGGUCAUUUCCCAUAUACUAUGACACCCAUUAAAGGUUUCUUCUACAGAGAUAUAUUUGGAAUUAUUAUCACGAUAUAUGUUCAGCUAUAUGUUGGAUCGUAUUUCUAUAGAGCGGCUUGGACCUCUCUAAAACAUGGAUCUGGUACCAUGGACACUUUAAUCGGAAUUUCUACAGCUUGCGCAUACAUUUUUUCCUUUUAUUCCAUUGCCUCUAACAUUUACCACAAGUCUUCCACCAUGCCAAAAGUUAUUUUUGACACUGCAAUCAUGCUCAUUACUUUCAUCUCGCUUGGUAAAUUACUCGAAAAUAGAGCCAAAUCAGAGACAUCCACAGCAAUGAGUAAACUUAUAUCAUUGACUCCAUCGUCUUGCACGAUUGUCCUUCCCGAUCAAACUUCUAGAGAGAUUCCAAUUGAAUUACUUCAGCCAAAUGAUAUCGUGGAAGUGGUUCCAGGUAUGAAAAUACCUGCUGAUGGUGUCAUCAUACGGAAUGAAACAGAAGUUGAUGAAUCUCUAAUUACUGGUGAAUCAAUGUUGGUUGAGAAAACUGUGGGGUCUCAAGUAAUUGGUGGAAGUGUAAACGGUCCAGGUCAUUUCUAUUUCAAGGCUACACGAGUUGGUGAGGACACAAAAUUAGCUAGCAUAAUUUCAACCAUGAAAAAGGCACAACUAUCUAAGGCUCCAAUUCAGAGAUAUGCAGAUAGAAUGGCAGGUGUAUUUGUACCAUUCGUCCUGUCUUUGGCGCUUCUAACAUUCGUUAUAUGGAUGUGUGUGAGUUAUUCUUUGAAGAAUCCACCAGCAAUCUUUAACAAUGAUAAUGGAAAGUUUUUCACUUGCAUGCAAAUAUCUAUUUCGGUUAUUAUUGUUGCAUGUCCAUGUGCUUUGGGGUUAGCUGCACCAACUGCAAUCAUGGUUGGCACUGGUGUCGGUGCAAGCAACGGUGUUCUUAUUAAAGGUGGUGAAAUUUUGGAGAAGUGUAACUCUUUACAGACGUUCUUGUUUGAUAAGACAGGAACUUUAACCACAGGCCGUAUGAGCGUAGAAAAUUUUAUUCCAUUAGGCGAUGAGUUAAAAGAGCUACAUUGGAAAAUGAUCGCCCUUUGUGAAUCCAUUGGGGAUCAUCCUGUUGCGAAGGCUAUAGUAAACUUUGCUGAAAAUAAUAUUAACCCUUCAACGACCUUCGACUUGCAAAUGUCAAACGAAGAAGUUAUCAUCGGCAAAGGAAUCAGUUGUAAAAUAUAUGACAAGAACAGCUCAGAAACCUACGAUAUAGUGAUCGGAAAUAAGAAAUUGCUUCCUGAUGGAAAUGCUGGCAACUCCCCUCCAUCAUGCCUUACUGAAUCAUUCGUCUCGAUUAAUGGGAACAUCGUUGGGAAAUUCGAAAUAGCAGAUAGGGUUAAAGUUGAUUCUCAUCUAGUUAUAAGAUACUUACAAGAUAUGGGUAUAAGAUGUUGUAUGGUAACAGGUGAUGUGCAUGAAUCGGCACUAAAAGUGGCUGAACAACUAAAUAUUCCUGCUUCCAACGUUUUUAGCGAGGUUACACCUGAAGAGAAACGUAACAUCGUAAUUCAACUUCAAAAUGAAGGUACAGAAAGAGUUGCUUUUGUGGGGGACGGUAUCAAUGACUCGCCGGCACUUGUUGAAGCAGACCUAGGUAUAUCAAUUUCUUCAGGAACUGAUAUUGCAAUAGAAGCCGCAGAUAUUGUUAUUCUUGAUUCCAAUAACAAUAACGACACUUUAAAAGGGUUGAUAUAUGCUCUUGAUAUAUCUCGUAAAACGUUUCACAGAGUUAAACUCAAUUUCUUUUGGGCGUUUUGUUACAACACUUUUAUGAUCCCAGUUGCUAUGGGUGUGUUGGUACCUUGGGGUAUUACUUUGCAUCCAAUGCUGUCUGGUGCAGCAAUGGCCUUGAGUUCUGUUUCCGUUGUGUGCAGCUCUUUAAUGCUUAAAAGAUGGACUCCUCCAUCCUUAAACACAAAACCAUUAAAAGACUCUUCCGGAUUAAGCUGGAUGAGGUUUGGUAGACGCCGUGCCAGAAAUGACGACAUCGAGCUCCAAGAGAGAUUAGUGUAA
Messenger RNA from Kluyveromyces marxianus DMKU3-1042, 2928 nucleotides. It is a transcript of the gene CCC2, whose product is annotated as Cu(2+)-transporting P-type ATPase CCC2. Gene Ontology annotation, biological process: copper ion homeostasis; monoatomic cation transport. The transcript has a single exon. Bases 1 to 2928 code for a protein of 975 amino acids. Gene Ontology annotation, cellular component: membrane. The record is from RefSeq and is a predicted model, not a curated record. Gene Ontology annotation, molecular function: ATP hydrolysis activity; ATP binding; copper ion binding. Lineage: Eukaryota; Fungi; Ascomycota; Saccharomycetes; Saccharomycetales; Saccharomycetaceae.